AUGUCUGGAGAAGAGGAUCUUAUCGACUACUCCGACGAUGAGCUCAACAACGAGACCACCGCUCCUGCCUCGAACGGCAAGAAGGGCGAUGCCGCCGCUGCUGCGCAGAACGUCGACAAGAAGGGUUCCUAUGUCGGCAUCCAUUCGACCGGUUUUCGCGACUUCCUUUUGAAGCCGGAGCUUCUUCGCGCCAUCGCCGACUGCGGCUUCGAGCAUCCGUCGGAGGUUCAACAGACAUGUAUCCCACAGGCGAUGCUUGGCGGCGAUAUCAUUUGCCAGGCAAAGUCUGGUCUCGGUAAAACGGCCGUCUUCGUGCUCACCACCCUUCAACAAGUCGAGCCCGUCGCUGGAGAGUGCUCGGUGUUGGUUAUGUGCCAUACCCGCGAGCUUGCAUUCCAGAUUCGCAACGAGUACAACCGUUUCAGCAAGUACAUGCCCGAUAUCAAGACGGGUGUGUUCUACGGUGGUACACCUAUCCAGAAGGACGCCGAAGUCCUGAAGAACAAGGAAACGCACCCCCAUAUCAUUGUCGGCACCCCCGGUCGCCUCAAUGCCCUUGUUCGUGACAAGCACCUGCGGCUCGGAAACGUCCGCAUGUUCGUCCUGGACGAGUGCGAUAAGAUGCUCGACCAGAUCGAUAUGCGCCGCGAUGUGCAGGAGAUCUUCCGGGCCACGCCGCAGCAAAAGCAGGUCAUGAUGUUCUCUGCCACGCUUGCUGACGAAAUCAAGCCGAUUUGCCGGAAGUUCAUGCAGAAUCCCACCGAGCAUUAUGUUGACGAGGAUACCAAGUUGACCCUCCACGGUCUUCAGCAGUACUACAUCCCUCUUGAGGAGAGGGAGAAGAACCGGAAGCUGAAUGAGCUGCUUGACGAGCUUCAGUUCAACCAGGUCAUUAUCUUUGUCAAGAGCACUAUUCGUGCCACGGAGCUCGACAAGCUUCUGCGCGAGUGCAACUUCCCCUCCAUUGCCGUCCACUCCGGUGUCAGCCAGGAGGAGCGUAUUCGUCGGUACAAGGAGUUCAAGGAGUUUAACAAGCGCAUCUGCGUGGCCACGGAUGUGUUCGGCCGUGGCAUUGAUAUCGAGCGGAUCAACCUCGCUAUCAACUAUGAUCUGCCCGCCGACGCCGAUUCGUAUCUGCACCGUGUCGGUCGUGCCGGCCGUUUCGGCACCAAGGGUCUCGCUAUCUCGUUCGUCAACUCCGACCAGGACAAGGAGGUUCUGCAACAGAUCGAGAAGCGCUUCGAGGUCGCUCUUCCCGAGUUCCCCAAGGAGGGCAUCGAUGCGUCCACCUACAUGGCCGCUUAA
This is a messenger RNA of Chaetomium globosum CBS 148.51, 1305 nucleotides long. RefSeq names its product ATP-dependent RNA helicase. Lineage: Eukaryota; Fungi; Ascomycota; Sordariomycetes; Sordariales; Chaetomiaceae. The transcript is spliced from 5 exons. The record is from RefSeq and is a predicted model, not a curated record. The coding region runs from base 1 to 1305 and encodes 434 amino acids. Gene Ontology annotation, molecular function: RNA binding; ATP binding; RNA helicase activity. Gene Ontology annotation, biological process: mRNA splicing, via spliceosome; mRNA export from nucleus.